UACCCGGAAGUGGAGCCUCCGUUAGACGAGUUGGGCUCAGUACCUGAUUUUUUAGCUUUUAGUGAAGUAUAAUAUAAGUUUUCUACAUAUAAGCUGAGCGGGUUAAAGCCCAACAACGAUGCGGUCGUUGAACUUUGUUCACCGGGUCAGUUUGGACUUUACAGGAACCAUGUUUCCUCACGCCAUCUGCCUGGGCGACGCAGACAACGACUCACUGAACGAGCUAAUUGUUGGAGAUACAAGUGGAAAGCUCCUCGUUUACAAGAACGAUGAAUCCAAACCUUGGAUCACAAGAACCUGUGUGGGAAUGCUAACUUGUGUUGCAGUUGGAGAUGUCUGCAACAAGGGAAAGAAUCUUGUCGUUGCUGUGGGAGCAGAAGGAUGGUUUCACCUCUUUGAUCUGACUGCUGCCAGUUCCAGUAAAUCAGACUCCUCCAGCCAGCAUGAAUCCCUGUCUCAUGAUGAUCAAAGGCCCUUCUUCACCCAACACAUUCCUGCAAACACUAAAGUCAUCCUAAUUAGUGAUAUUGAUGGAGAUGGCCGCUGUGAGUUGGUGGUGGGAUACACAGACCGAGUAGUCAGAGCGUUCCGCUGGGAGGAGCCGUCCGACGGCUCGGAUGGAGGAUUCGGUCAGCUGGUUCUCCUAAAGAAAUGGCUCCUGGAGGGACAGGUGGACAGUCUGUCAGUGAACCCGGGUCCUGAGGGUUUACCGGAGCUCAUGGUGUCCCAGCCGGGCUGCGGAUACGCCAUCCUGCUCUGCACCUGGACCCAGCAGGACUCCACCGAGUCUGAGGAUGACGACCCCGCCACGCCCGGCAGUGAGGGACCUUCCAGAGAUGUAGUUCUCCACCUGACCAGCGGGCGGAUACACAACAAGAAUGUUUCCACUCAUCUUAUUGGCAGCAUAAGCAAAGGUUCAAAAGAGGAAUCCUCUAAACGUGGACUGUUUGCACUUUGCACGUUAGACGGAACCCUGAAGCUGAUGGACAGCUCAGAGCAGCUCUUGUGGUCGGUUCAGGUCGAUCAUCAGCUCUUUGCUCUGCAGAAACUCGAUGUCACUGGAGACGGUAGAGAGGAGGUUGUGGCCUGUGCCUGGGAUGGUCAGACCUACAUUAUUGAUCACAACAGGACCGUGGUGCGCUUCCAGUUUGACGAGAACGUCAAUGCUUUCUGUGCAGGUCAGUACACGUGUAAGGAUGGUAAAAACAGCCCCUGUCUGGUCUACGUCAGUUUCAACCAGAAAAUCUACAUCUACUGGAACGUGGAGCUGGACAGGAUGGAGUCCACCAACCUGUUGCGAGUUCUUGAGGAGAGACCUGAAUUUAAAAGCCAGCUAAAGGCUCUUGGAGUCGAUCCGGAAGAUUCGGCUGCAGUCAGAGAUCUGGUGGCAAAUGUUCUCUACCAGGAUGCACAGACGUAGCAUAGCGACACAUUUUCUCUGUAUUCCCUUCCUCAAUGUAAAAAAUAUUGUAAUAAAGAGUGUUUCUCUUGCUGUUGCUCUUGUUUCAUGUGGGACACCUGCAGCAGGACCAGUCAAGCUGCUGCUGGUUGUAAUCUCAGACCUCCACAUUGCUGCUGUCAUUGGUAUUCUGUCUGCCCAGGUUGUUUCCUAACUAGACGGGGGCGGCGAGGGGAUAAAAGCGUGAGGCACAUUGCAGGAGAAACGCUUCCCUGUUCAGCCUGAUGUUUUUACUAAAGUGAGGGAGAUCAGCGAAGCCAUUAUGCUGCAUUUAAAUCAGCCCUGACAAGCUAGUGAAAAACAGGGUCCCUCCUCCUUUUCAUCCUCUACAGAAUGUUCUUUUAUCUGGUGAAGUCUUGCAAAUACAUAAAGACCCACAGAUAUUACAUCACAGCAUAUGUUAUGUAAUAAAGGAGGCAGCAAGACGGCGGUGUUGUUUUGUAGACGAGCAGCAGUGGAGGCUUCGCUGAUUGGAAGGGCUGGGGGAAUCACCCACUGUUCCUCUGGAGAGGAUCCUAUAACCACCUAUGUUGGCUGCCUCUAUCCUAUGAAAAAUAAAUGAGAUGUUCUGGUUUAAAUGAGGGAAGGUUCAGGUGUGCUGGGAGUCCACAGCCUCUCAUCUGUCCCGUAGG
Molecule: messenger RNA, 2091 nt
Organism: Cyprinodon variegatus (sheepshead minnow)
Lineage: Eukaryota; Metazoa; Chordata; Actinopteri; Cyprinodontiformes; Cyprinodontidae
Gene: itfg2
Product: integrin alpha FG-GAP repeat containing 2
Exons: 12
Coding region: 119-1420 (433 amino acids)
Biological process (GO): regulation of TOR signaling
Cellular component (GO): KICSTOR complex
Source: RefSeq, a predicted model, not a curated record